This is a messenger RNA of Fusarium verticillioides 7600, 2912 nucleotides long. RefSeq lists its product as hypothetical. Lineage: Eukaryota; Fungi; Ascomycota; Sordariomycetes; Hypocreales; Nectriaceae. Gene Ontology annotation, cellular component: nucleus. Bases 1007 to 2482 code for a protein of 491 amino acids. The record is from RefSeq and is a predicted model, not a curated record. Gene Ontology annotation, biological process: regulation of transcription by RNA polymerase II. The transcript has 2 exons.
AAUACAUUCAAUCCCCCGGAUCUUUUACUUUGCUCCGCACUCUUCCUUCUGAAAUAACUCGGUAACUCGAGUUCGCUCAUACAUCCCGUUACCUACCUACCUACCCAAGGUAUUCACCUCUCAGCUGUUACCUUAAUCUUAUACAUACGGCACGGCACAGUACCUUGGUACCUUGCCUCAUCUGGCUGUUGUGCUGUACAUACUCCGUACAUACAUGCACACAUACCUGCCUACUACCUUACCUCACAUAGGUAUCGACGCCUCAGGUCUGAUCUCGAGGUUCAUCUUGCCAAUCAAAGAGUCCCUUUCCAGUAUCAUCUCAAUCGGUCUUACUACUGGUCACAUCCCCCUGGGUCAAACGACAAAGGAAUAUCUAGCGAUUCAACUCCGCUUCUCUCUCUCUCUCUCUGUGUGUGUGUGUGUGUGUUAUCGCGCUCGUUUUGGACGACUAUCAUAUCGACUACGGCUGCACUACAUCCCCCAAAUUACGCGCAUUACCACGGCUAGAUUCACCACCGUAUUUAGCCACGCUCUUUUCGCAUUCAGCCUGGCACUUCAAGUUCACCGCAUUUACGCCGCAAAUCCCACCCAACUUGCGUUUACAGCCAUAUUCGCGACUCCCAUCCGACCUCAACCUGCCUGGACAACCGACCGGCGCCAAGAACUUUACUGUUCUCGUAUUGACGCCGCCUGUGUGGCAUUUGUUGCUCAUGCUGAGUGACCAACCUUAGUAUACGAAUAUUCGCUGGCAAGUCGUCUGCCCAGACUGGUGCGCGCACAUCUGCUUCCAAUUUCACGAUAUCAUUAUUCGACCGCUUCUUCUCUUCGCAUUCUCCGACUCACCAAGCUUUCUUUGGUUGUGCAGUUACCGUUCAAGUCGUACCACGGCCAUUCACCAGGCGCAAGAUCCCGCCGACUGAUCAAGAGCUCCCGAACGCUUUAACCCCCCCCCCCCCCCCAACGAGGGGCCAUGGCGAGUUGAGCAACCACCGUCAACGCGACAAAGAUGACCACAGCUACGCACCACCAGCACCAACCGCCACAACCUCAUCUCGGCUUCGUUGUCGAUACAUACGACCCGGAUGACGUGGUACCUCGAGGAAGCCCUCUCAUGACCCCGCUUCGUCCAAAGCUCGAGCCGUCUCCAAGUCCUCCCCCAGAUAUUCCUGCAGCUCAAGUCAGUCUGAAAUCCACCUCCAUCGACGGUCGCGGCAAGUCUAAUCGCCACAAGGUUCGUCCCACUUCUGGAGAUGCUGUUUUAGUCGCAUAUCUCGACAAUGGACGCGAUCCCGAUAUAGCACGAGAAGCUGCCCGCAAGAGUCUUCCGGGCGACGAAGAUUCGCCAGAUGAAGAGCCACGGCGAGAACGGGCCGUCGACGGCAAUCUGAUGAGCGGGCCUCUGCUCCAGCACCUGGCCGCUGACGCUCUCCAAGCUGCUUCUAUUGCGACAGCACCGCCGUCUCUCGCCGCCUCGGUCCCAAAAACAAUACCCGAUAUAUCUAUACCGACCGGGCAGCUUUCUAUCCACGACGAGCCCCCGAUCAACGGUUUGUCUGCACCACGAUAUAUUUCCGGUAAUAGAGUCACGUCGCCGCUGAUAUCUUCCUCUAAUGGGCCCUUGCCGCCGCUUCAUCAUGGAGUUCGCGUACCAGCAGGCGAGUCCAAGGAGACUCUUCCAUCACAGUCUCUUCCGUCUCUUCGUUCGACUUUUGGUGAGCUCCGAGACUUACAUCCAGAGCGUCCAUCCGAGCAGGAUCUUGGCCGUGUCCCUCCAGGUCUAUCCUCCACUUUCCCUACUUCUCCAGCUGCAAAUUUAGGGCAUAGGUUUAGUUUGAAUACUAAUCUCCCAUCGUCGCCCCGUUCACCACCAGAUGGAUACCGAACACUCUCCCCUCACUCUGCGCCAAGUGCGAGUAUGCAUUAUUAUCCGACAAAUGGUAAUCACCCUCGCGCUCCGACCGAAUACAGUAGUAGCAAUGCUGGCGAGACUCCAAAUACCGAUCACUCUGCCUCCACCCCUGCCACAUCAACCUCAAUCAACUCAGCCUCUAUUACUGAUCGGAUGAGUAUUGAUGGGAUCACACAUCCGCAGCCUCUUUCCGGCUCAUAUACGUGCACGGUUACUGGAUGCAAUGCGGCGCCUUUCCAGACUCAGUAUCUCCUCAACUCUCACAUGAAUGUACACUCAUCUAUACGGCCACACUAUUGUCCGGUUAAAGGCUGUCCGAGAAGUGAGGGGGGCAAGGGCUUCAAAAGAAAGAAUGAGAUGAUAAGACAUGGCCUGGUUCAUGACUCUCCAGGCUACGUCUGCCCCUUCUGCCCGGAUAGGGAACACAAAUAUCCACGCCCAGAUAAUCUUCAGCGACACGUCCGUGUUCAUCAUAUAGACAAAGACAAGGACGACCCGCAACUGAGAGAUGUUCUUGCUCAGCGACCAGAUGGACCUAACCGCGGUCGAAGAAGACGCGGCCCAGCGGCGUAAACGACUGUUGUAGGUUGGCAUACGAGGCUGGUGGGUGGGAGGGGACGCUGAACGAGCACGAUUAACGAUUUACGCCAACCGAAAUGUGAUGGGAAGCGCUCUUUGCUUUGGCGUUAUAUGUAUGAGUACCUGGCGAUUUGACGGGUCGGGCGACUGAAGGCUUCUCGCAUGCUGCCAAAGGUCAUUCAUUGAUUAAGCGGAGUGAGGAUUUGGAGGUACAGACAAGGCGUUCAGGAUCUCAAAUACCCGGUUGGGUCAGAUUUCGUUCAGUAUUUCAUUUUCUAGGGGUAUACCACUUGCGCCAGUGUGGCGUUGGCUAGCGAGCGUACACCUUGUUAGAUUCUUCCUUCAUAUUCAGCAUGAUGCUGUGUUGAACAUAUAUUUAUCAUUUCUCUCAGUAGAUACAUGUUUUCAAUCGUCUUGUGCUGCG